CACAGAGACGAGUGACGUAAUAAAGAAAUAGAGUCAAAGACCCUUCUUUCUUUUGCUAUAUAUAAUUUUGGAACCAAUUUUUAUUUUUUCAAAUAAUUUCCCUAAAUCCGAAACCCCGAAAAUCACUUUCUCUUUCAAUUCAAAGAUGGCUCGGUUUGGAAUAAAACGGGACGUUGCGAGAUCGAUAAUGUUGAAUUUCAUUAACUUUGGUUUGGCUUUCAUAUUAGUUUCAGCUGAGAGAAGCUUGAAGAAUGGAGAAUCGAGCGAGGAAUCGAAAACGAAUGAUAAUUAUUUUGUCAAAGCUAUUCAUUUCUUAUGGAAACCUGAUCAAUCAGGUUAUCACCAUGUUUGGCCUGAAAUGGAAUUUAAUUGGCAAUCUGUGCUGGGAACUUCUAUUGGAUUUUGUGGGGCAGCGUUUGGGAGUGUAGGAGGCGUAGGUGGAGGUGGCAUAUUUGUUCCCAUGCUUAGCCUUAUUGUUGGGUUUGAUCCAAAGUCUGCAACAGCUAUUUCAAAAUGUAUGAUCAUGGGUGCAGCAGCUUCAACUGUUUACUACAACCUUAAGCUAAGGCACCCCACACUUGAUAUGCCUAUCAUUGAUUAUGAUUUGGCUCUUCUUAUCCAGCCAAUGCUCAUGCUUGGAAUUAGCAUAGGAGUUGCAUUUAAUGUGAUCUUUGCGGACUGGAUGGUCACAGUUUUACUUAUUAUUCUCUUUGUAGGAACAUCAACUAAGGCAUUCUUCAAGGGUGUCGAAACAUGGAAAAAGGAAACCAUACUGAAGCAGGAGGCAGCCAGGCGCUUGGAAUCAAAUGGUACAAGUAGUGAAAAUGUGGAUUACAGGCCUCUACCCAGUGGCCCAAACACUGUUCCUCCGAAGGAUAACACAGGCCAAAAAGUCACUGUUUUGGACAACGUUUGCUGGAAAGAACUUGGGCUUCUUUGUUUUGUUUGGUUUGCAUUCCUUGUACUGCAGAUUUCCAAGAACCAUACAACUACUUGUUCUGUAGGGUAUUGGGUGUUGAACUUGUUGCAGAUCCCAGUUUCAGUCGCAGUAUCUGCAUAUGAGGCGGUUAGUCUAUACAAAGGAAAUAGAGCAAUUGCAUCCAAGGGUGAACAAGGCUCAAAUUUUCAAGCGCAUCAGCUUGUUAGUUACUGUUUUUUCGGAGUACUAGCCGGGAUUGUUGGUGGUCUACUUGGCCUGGGUGGAGGAUUUAUCAUGGGUCCACUAUUCUUGGAGUUAGGUAUCCCCCCUCAGGUCUCAAGUGCCACAGCAACCUUUGCCAUGACUUUCUCUUCAUCUAUGUCAGUCGUAGAGUAUUACCUUCUGAAACGUUUUCCAGUACCUUAUGCUCUCUACUUCACUGCUGUGGCUACUUUUGCUGCCUUUGUUGGACAACAUGUCGUGAGAAGGCUGAUAAUUGUAUUUGGACGGGCAUCUUUGAUUAUCUUCAUUCUAGCAUUCACCAUAUUCGUUAGCGCAGUAUCACUAGGUGGCGUUGGCAUAUCAAACAUGAUUGACAAGAUUCAUCAUAAUGAAUAUAUGGGAUUCGAGAACCUCUGCAAGUAUGAAAGCUAGCACUUUAGGCUUUCUUCUUCUGUUUUUUUCUAAUAUUACCCUAGUGUUUUUCCCUCAAAGGCAAACAAUAAAAUUGCCCUUGUAUUUGUUUCAUUCUUUGGGUUGUAGGCAAGAAAGAUACCAAUGAUUUCGAUAGUUUUAGCCAUAGCUCUUUUUUUUUAGGCUAAAUGGGGUAACUUGAGUCUCGAACUUUAGCAAUUCCCGAAAGUAUUAAUGAGUACUCAACCAACUUACAUUUGCCAAUUGUUUUUUCACUUUCCAUGUUGUAAUUUUGUAUUAUUGGAAGUUCCUGGUUCUUUGUCCUUGUUGGUGUCAAAAGACCUACAUAUUCAAGACAACCUUUUUGUAAUACCCUGAAAAUUUUUAUAGUAAGAUAUUAUCCUUAAUAUAGUAAAAUAAGGAAAUAAAGUGACAAAAAGGAAAA
Messenger RNA from Gossypium arboreum, 1997 nucleotides. RefSeq names its product sulfite exporter TauE/SafE family protein 3-like. Lineage: Eukaryota; Viridiplantae; Streptophyta; Magnoliopsida; Malvales; Malvaceae. Gene Ontology annotation, cellular component: Cul4A-RING E3 ubiquitin ligase complex; membrane. Gene Ontology annotation, biological process: protein ubiquitination. The record is from RefSeq and is a predicted model, not a curated record. The coding region runs from base 146 to 1573 and encodes 475 amino acids. The transcript is spliced from 12 exons.